ACCUCAUGCAAAGCUCCAGCUGCAGAGCAUAUAAACUGAAGGAGAGUAGUCAGUCAUCAGUCUUACCAGCGUUAGACUCAGCACUUUCCAAACAGCUCAAGACUAUGGCAGCCCUCCGUUCCACUUUUCUACCACUGGGGCUGUUUCUGUACCUUGGACUACACUUUUCUUCCGCCAACUUUACAAAUUUCACCGACAACUGCAUGGUCUUUGCUGAGGUCUUCACCACCCAAAACCCAGGAAUUGAGAUCGAGACAGAAGUUUUUCAGGGCAAAACGAUCUACACAAUUGGGGUUCCUGUGAGUGACGAUGUUAGCACGGUGAUCCUACAAGUCGUGGACAGGCACAACAACUCGGUGGGCCUCUGUCAAGGAGCCAAUGAGGACUGCAAUGGCAGCGCCCUGUAUUACCUGACUCACCCUAACAACACAUUCUUCAAGGCAAAUUGUGUUCUGAACUCCAAGGACAUAGCUGACAAGCUGCUAGUCCUCCUUGUCGAUUUCAACCACUCAGCUGUUUUUAUUUCAAGGAAUCUAGGAGGAAAAGUGAUACCUACAACCUCAACCACCAGGAUGACUUCUACCAACAAUCUGAACACAACCAUGACUAUCGACACAGCCGUGACCAUGACCACAGCCCAAACCAUGACCAUGGCCCAAAGCAAGACUACAGCCCAAACCAUGACCACAGCUCAAACCAUGACCACAGCCCAAACCACAACCACAGCCCAGAUCAAGACCAGAGCCCAAACCAAGAAUACAGCCCAAACCAAGACCACAGCCCAAAAUUUGGCUGUGAGACCCUUCAGUAGCACCAUUGCAGGUGCCAUUCACAUCAUGCUUGUUUUUCUUGCCAGUAAGCUCCUCUUCUAAAGGAAACCAGGAAAGCAAUUACAUAGUUUCCAGUGCAGCCUCCCGUGCUCGGGCUCUAGACUAGGACUUGAAUGUAGGUGAAUGAAGGCUUCAGUUGUGCAACUCCACUGCCCCUAUUUCAGAGUAAGAACUGGGGUACUCGCUGGUGGGCAUGGGUCACACCAAUGUUCAACUGGACACAAAUUUAGAUUUUUGUAAAUACACAGACCUAGCCUGACUAUAGCCUGGAAUUCUGCCUUUGGAUAUAACAGCCACUCCAAACUUUUGUUCAUAGCCAAAGGAUUCCUCUGUGCCUCCUAAUUUUCUGGAGGAAGACUCUUUCCUUACGUUCAAGAUGAUCUCAGGUUUCUGACCAAAAUCCUUCUAGAGGAAAUAGAAUUCCUGUGGCUGGGGGACUCAAGAAGGAUAAAUAGCUUUGAGAGUAUGGCAACUUCCCAUCUUAUCCUUAAGAGUAGAUUCAAAAGAGCAAGAGGAUAGGAUGAUGCCAUGUCACCAAUGAUAGGAAAAAUUAUGUUCUUUGUUCUAAAUCACA
This is a messenger RNA of Fukomys damarensis (Damara mole-rat), 1404 nucleotides long. RefSeq names its product placenta-expressed transcript 1 protein. The record is from RefSeq and is a predicted model, not a curated record. NCBI's taxonomy places the organism in Eukaryota, Metazoa, Chordata, Mammalia, Rodentia, Bathyergidae. The transcript has 4 exons. The coding region runs from base 6 to 872 and encodes 288 amino acids. Gene Ontology annotation, cellular component: external side of plasma membrane; apical plasma membrane. Gene Ontology annotation, biological process: negative regulation of cell-matrix adhesion; positive regulation of cell migration; wound healing, spreading of epidermal cells.